This is a messenger RNA of Nezara viridula (southern green stink bug), 884 nucleotides long. NCBI's taxonomy places the organism in Eukaryota, Metazoa, Arthropoda, Insecta, Hemiptera, Pentatomidae. The record is from the annotation of a GenBank genome assembly.
GUUUAGUUGUCAAGUGGGAGGUUGUAAGGCAGAGCUGAGCUCGUUCAUGUUUUGGAAGAGGAUAAUCACAAUUGUGUAGUUGAACUGUUAUUUAUUGAUUUAUACAUAAUUUUAUCGGCCUAAGAUAAAAAUUAUUACAAAAUGACGGAAGCAGUAGAUUAUUUUGAUAUCAGGAAGACUUAUGAAAGCUUCAAUUCGUCCUUGUUAGAGGAUGAGGACAUUGAUAUUGGUUUCUAUCUGGAAGCUUAUAAGGAACUGUGCAAGUUCUGUGGUUUCUUGGGACCAGUAUUUUCGUUUGUUAAAAAUGAGAUAGUCAGUAAAUCGGAAAUUAUGCACCAGCUGAGAAAUAACUGCCAAGAUGAUCAUUUUGAAACUGUAAAAAAGAUGAUAGAGUAUGAAAAUGAAUCUCAAUUACUACAUAAGAAAAAUUAUGUUUCUGGUUGUCGGACUUUUUUGAGGUUACAUCGAGGAUUAGAUUUUAUUAGAACAUUUUUGAGGAGAAUAGGAGAAACCGAUCUCGAUAGUGAAACUAGUGCCAUUGGUUAUGAUUCAUAUUCUAAUACUUUAGGAAAAUACCAUGGAUGGUGCAUACAACAAGCAGCAUACGUAGGAAUGAAAUUUCUGCCAAAGAAAAAAAAUCUUGUAUCAAAGGUCUGUGGAAGUAACUGGGAGGAAAUAGGAAAUAUUCUUCCCCUUAUGUUAAAUGCUGCAGACGAGGUAUACAACAGGACUGAACAGUGCUACAGAACUAACGGCUUGCUUGAUCUACCAUGAAUAUCGUACUUUGAACUUUAAAUAUUUUAUCUGUGCCAGUUAUAUAUUUAUUUAUACGUCAUAUUGUCUGUGAUAAACGAAGACAAAUAAGCAUUUGUAUUGUAUUUUAU